GUAUUCACUUAGUCUAUUGUAAUAAACGAUUUAGGUGUGCCCGUUUAUAAGCUGUCAAAAAGUAAACAUUGUUCUUUUUUAUUUAUUAUUUAUAAAGAAAACAAUAAAUGUAAAUUAUUUACUUGAUUAAAAUAAAGUGUUACGCAAUUAAACAGGAAAAAACGGUUUAUCAAAAUGAAUUACGGGAAAAAAUCGCCCAGUAUGGGAACACCUUCUGUUUAUUCACAUGUAACAAGUCGUAGUAAUGCAAAUCUUAGAUCAACAAGAUCAGUGCGAAGUGUUAAAAUACCUUGGUAUCGAAAAAAAGUUUUAACCCAUGCAUAUAUUCUAAAUAUUCAAAGAGCUUCUAUGGUAACAGCAAUAUACUCACUGUGUCUUUCAAUAUUUACUAUUUUCACUCAAAUUUUUGAUAUUUAUUGUUUGUCACAAGCAACUCCGGGAGUUACCCAUUAUGGCUAUAGAUUUAUAUCAUAUGAAUUUGUUUAUGUUGGAAAUCGUCAUGUUCGAAAUGCAUUAUUGGUAUUUGCAAUGUUUUCAAUAAUUGGAGCAAUCAUUAUAUUUGCAACAUCUAUAAUUCUGAUAAAAUCUUUAAGAAAGGAACAUGAGAAAAAAAUGAUUCCUUGGAUUUGGUCAUUUUUGGUAUUUACUGGUUUACGUAUUCUCAUGUAUAUAUUUUACAGUGUUGUUAACGAUUUAAUAUUUGGUUAUAACGUAAUAAUGUGCCUUCUUUGGACAAUAUUUUCCAUUGCUUCAAUUUAUGGAUGGCUGAUUGUGUAUUCUUUAUAUAUUGAGCUAAGUGAUUUGACUAAAUUAGAGGAUUUAGCACAUUUGAGAAUUGGCACAAUGCAAUCUCUAAAUGCAUCGACGACGCAUUCUAUUGCUGGUUCUCGACCAACAACACCACAUAGCACAGUAUCAACAAUGCCGGUAAAUUAAAAAAAAAAAAAAAAAUCUAUAGUCAAAAAACAACUACAAUUCUUUUACAAAGUAAAGAAAAUAAUUCACAAAUAAUUUUAAGAUUCUAAAGUUUAAAAAACUAUUCUUGGUUUUUUAUUUGCAAAAAAUAUUUAUAUAUAGAUUUUGAAUGAAAUCAAACGACCGACGUUGUGUUCUUUAAAGAUGUGCGUAUCAUGUUUUUUUUUUUUAAUUCGAAAAAAAUAAUGACUGAAGCCCAAACUUUUUUUUUAGUACAAAAAGUAUAUAAUGAGAAAAAUAUACUAUAAUUCAAUAGUAUAUUUUUGUCAGGUGUAUAUUAUAGAAUCUCAUAUAUAAUAUUAGAUAUUUUUCGAAUUAUAUAUUGUUAAAAUAUUUUAUAAAACUAACGCACUUUUAAAUCCGUCCAAAAAUUAAUAAGACUAUAAAUGUCUAUAAUUUUGUUUUGUAUUCGUAAAAGAAAUAUUUUUUCACGUUUGAAAAUAUUUCUCAAUUGUUGAAAAUUCGAAAUUUCUUUAUAAUUUUAGUGGUAUAAUUUUACCACUAGUACCAAAAAUUAAAGAGAAAUUUAAUGUCUUUAAUUUUUGUAAAUUUUCACGAAAAAGUAAUUUUUAUUCAUUAUAUAAUUAUUCUAACUGUAUUUAGAAAAUGUUUACUAACAUAUUUCAAAAUUUUAUUUUUUAAAUUUGUUUAAUUUUUUAUGAAUAUUCUUUUAAAUUAAUUUAUAAAAAUAUUUCAAUUUUUGAAAUUGAAUUUUAAUAAGAAAUUUUAUUAGAUUGACUCUAAAAAUGUCUUGAUAAAUUACAAAAAUGUAUUUUAUUUUUAGAACCAUUGAUUAAUUAGUAACUGAAAAUUUUAAUCGAAUGCUUCUUUUUUAAUUUCUAAUAAUAUGUCUAUUAUAUUGUUUAGAAAGAAUUUAAAAUAUAUUUUUACAAUUAAACGAUUUACUUUUAAAAUUGUUGAAAAAUUUCUAAUAAGUCGUUUAAAUAUCAAAUUUUUCCAUAUUGUAGAUCAAAGCAGUUGAGAUUUUUUUUAUAAUGUGUAAGGUUUUAAUUAGAAAUGUACAAAGAAUGGAAUUUUUUCAAUUUGCACAUCUCUAGUUUUAAUGAAUACACAAAAAAUAAUAGUACAUAACUUUAGUAUCAAACUUACAGUAAAUUAAUGAACUAAUUGAUUUUUUUUUUUAAUUCAUUAUAACAUUGAAUUGUGUACUUCCUUUAAUUAUAUACUUGUGUUAAUCUUGAAAAGUAUUCUUCAAUUUUUAAAAAAAAUUUCCUUAAUUUUUAAAGAACUUUUUUUAAUGUUGAAGAAUCUAUAAUAUAGUAUUUUCAGUGUAUAAAAAUCAACUGUGUACAUAUAGAUCUUACAUUUGUAAUUACUGCGAAUUAUUUCUCAUAUUUUUAUAUUUUUUAUUUACAAAUUUAUAAUUAUUUAAUGUUCGUGAGAACAAUGAACAAUGCCGUCCUAGAAAUAUGUAUUGUUAAGUAGUUUAGAAAAUAAGUUAACAUAUCUAAAACUUGUAUUCUCGUUUAUUAUAAGAAGAAUAUACCGUCCAUUUUACGACUUUU
Messenger RNA from Leptopilina boulardi, 2501 nucleotides. RefSeq lists its product as uncharacterized. Lineage: Eukaryota; Metazoa; Arthropoda; Insecta; Hymenoptera; Figitidae. The record is from RefSeq and is a predicted model, not a curated record. The transcript has 5 exons. Bases 175 to 936 code for a protein of 253 amino acids.